Planococcus citri (citrus mealybug) is the source of this 1138-nucleotide messenger RNA. It is a transcript of the gene Rack1, whose product is annotated as Receptor of activated protein kinase C 1. The record is from RefSeq and is a predicted model, not a curated record. Gene Ontology annotation, cellular component: nucleus; cytosol. Bases 116 to 1075 code for a protein of 319 amino acids. Gene Ontology annotation, molecular function: protein kinase C binding; translation regulator activity; ribosome binding. Gene Ontology annotation, biological process: rescue of stalled cytosolic ribosome; positive regulation of protein phosphorylation. NCBI's taxonomy places the organism in Eukaryota, Metazoa, Arthropoda, Insecta, Hemiptera, Pseudococcidae. The transcript is spliced from 6 exons.
UUUUUCUUCUUUUUCCUCAACAACUUGAAGUGUGGUUUGGUGUUAUGUUGGUUCGAAUUUUAAAUUCGUUUAAUUAAUUAAAAUAGUGGAAAAUAAUUAUUAAAAUAAUUAUAAAAUGUCGGAAUCACUUCAACUGAAAGGUACUCUUCGAGGCCACAAUGGCUGGGUCACCCAAAUCGCCACGAAUCCGAAACAUCCUGACAUGAUUCUAUCGUGUUCACGUGAUAAAACUUUGAUCGUAUGGAAAUUAACCCGAGAUGACGUUAACAACUACGGCGUACCUCAGAAAAGAUUACACGGUCAUUCUCAUUUCGUCAGCGACGUAGUUCUCUCCUCCGAUGGUAAUUACGCUCUGUCCGGAUCAUGGGAUAAAACUCUUCGUUUAUGGGAUUUAGCUGCUGGAAAAACCACCCGAAGAUUCGAAGAUCAUACUAAGGACGUUUUGAGCGUUGCUUUCUCCGUCGAUAACCGUCAGAUUGUAUCUGGUAGCCGAGACAAGACCAUCAAGUUAUGGAAUACCUUAGCCGAAUGCAAAUACACGAUUCAGGACGAAACUCAUUCCGAUUGGGUAUCUUGCGUAAGAUUCUCGCCGAAUCAUCAAAACCCCAUCAUCGUUUCUUGCGGUUGGGAUAAAAUGGUCAAAGUUUGGAAUCUUACCAACUGUAAGCUCAAGAAAAAUCACUACGGACACAGUGGCUACUUGAACACCGUUACUGUUUCGCCCGAUGGUUCUCUGUGCGCUUCUGGCGGAAAAGACUGCAAAGCUAUGUUAUGGGAUUUGAACGACGACAAACAAUUGCACACUUUGGAACAUAACGAUAUUAUUACAGCCCUGUGCUUCAGUCCUAACCGUUAUUGGUUGUGUGCUGCAUAUGGUCCUUCAGUCAAAAUCUGGGAUUUGGAAAGUAAAGAGAUGGUCGAAGAACUGAAACCUGAAGUUGUAAGCUCAUCGACGACUAAAGCCGAACCACCACAGUGUCUAUCGUUAGCUUGGUCAACCGACGGACAAACUUUAUUCGCUGGAUAUUCUGAUAAUAUGAUCAGAGUAUGGCAAGUUUCGGUUUCUAGUCGAUAAUUUGCUAUGCUGUAUUGUUAAUGUUUUAUAUUUACGAACGAAUAAAUUCGUGAGGAAACGGAA